Messenger RNA from Drosophila hydei, 2172 nucleotides. RefSeq lists its product as uncharacterized. The transcript has 8 exons. The coding region runs from base 664 to 2142 and encodes 492 amino acids. The record is from RefSeq and is a predicted model, not a curated record. Lineage: Eukaryota; Metazoa; Arthropoda; Insecta; Diptera; Drosophilidae.
AAAUCGUUUCACUUUUGAUCAAGUUAUGAAUAGCUUAACUACUCUAGAAUUGGUAAGAUUCAUUGUUAAAAGAGUUGGGAACUCGACGACCCAGAACCUGUCGAACUCAUUGUAGCGUAUUAGAGAGUCGCGCAAGCUCUAGCUGAGUACUUUUGUUGUGCCCAUAAUUGUUGUUGCAAGGCGAUAACGGUGACACAGACGACGACGGCGGUGAGAGAAUCUUAUUGCAUUUUUGAGCAAGAAAGCGACGACAAUCAAAGCUCGAGUUGAGCGUUGGAUCAGCUGGAGAACAGAGAACGGAGAACGGAUAACGCGAGCAGUGAGCAGUGAGCAGCGAGCGUGGAGUGGCUAGCGUUGAUAGUUGAUCGUUGAUCAUCUCGAGUUGUUAAUUGUUGCGCUUUGUGACCGUGCUAAAUGUUUCGCUUUGUGGCCCGGGCUUAGGCAUGUCGACAUCAGCUGCCGCCACCAGUUGUUGAGCAACUGCAGAACAUAGACCGACACAGUUAUUCUAUAUAUACAAACAUAUGUAUAUAAAGUCUAACAAACGAGCUCUUCUUUAAACUCUAUCUUUGACUUUCACGCCACUCCAGUGUAUUCACAAUUGUAUUGAUAAAGUAAGUCAGCGGUGCACUGCAGUUUAGCGGCUGCGUUAACUGGAACAACAUGAACAAAUUGCGAACUCUGCUGCCGGGGCAGCAUGCCAAAGACGCUGCUCGCAAUUCGGUCGCCCUGGAGCCGGAGAUUGGCUUCCAGAUCACCAUCGAGACACAUGACCCCAAGGAGGGCAGCGAGCAGAGCUUUGCCGCGUCUAACGGUUCGUCGGGAAUGCCCGAGUUGAACGUGCACCUGAUUGCGGCGCGACACCUGCCCUCCCUCUUCGGCUUCAAGAUCGUGCAGGGCUAUCUAAUAAAGGUAAAACUGUUUCCCGGCACAAAGCGCUUGGACAGCAGCAUUCAGACCAACACAUGGCCCAAGUUCAACGAAAACUUCAAGUUUCCCUUAGUGCCAGAUAUUAAACCAUCCCUGAAGCAUGGAUCCGCCUUCUCCUCCAGACGCCAGGUGCAGAGACGCACAAGUGGCGACAUUUCCGCACCUGAUGAACUUUUUGCCGGCCAAUUUGUGGUGUUUACUGUAUAUGCUCUGCUGGAGCUGCCUGCCGCCAGUUUCAAUCGAUUCAACAAGACCUAUCGUUCCCUAAAAGAUAAGAGCUCUACCUUCGUGCAGCGCCUCUCCUCGGGUGAAACCCAGACUGAAAAUGGAGCAGCGCAAAAGAACGGAAAGAGCAAGAAGACCACAGAGAGUCCCAGGGAUGCCAUGCCGCCCCUAACAAUUAGUGAAUCACGUCGAAAUAUAGGUUCCGUCACUUGCUAUCUGGAGCCAAAGCUGUUCAAGCGCAAUUCUCGCACCGGCUGCUAUGCGACUGAGGAGCUCUGGCUGCCCAUUAAAGAUAUAACCACAACGGUCUCAAAGACAACGCCCAGCAACAACAACAACAACAAUAGCAGCAGCAGCAGCAGCAACAACCUCACGAAUGCGCCAAAGGGCGUGGUGGAGUUGGCGCUGGAGGUGCGCGAUCUCAGCGAGAGCGACUCAACGGGCCCAGCGCAGGCCGCGGAGACGAAGGACAUUCCCGUUGCAGCGGCACCAGGUGCCAACAAUUGGCAGCGCAUGAGAGCCGAGGUGAAGCGCAAGAUGGGCAUUAGCAAUGUGGCAAAUGGUGUGGGUGGUCCGCUCAUGCUGCGGGUAACAACGGCGCGCAUGCGCUGCUCCAACAAGGUCAAGGACGAGCUGGAGGCAACGGCCAGCGGCGGUGUCUAUGUGAAGACCACUGUGUUCGAGCAUGGCAUCUAUGUGGAUGCCUGGAAGUCGCCCGUAUUCUUUCCGUCACUAUCCACCAAAUGGGACGGCUCCGGCGGGGAUGAGGCGACAAUUUGUGUGCCGCUGCGUAGCGUGGACCAGCUGGAGAACAUUGUGAUACGCAUUACGCUGGCCACGAAGCUGAAAAUGGCCAAGAAACUGGUGUUGGGCACGGUUCUAGUCAGCGGCGCAGACAAUGCCUCCGAAUCGGGCAUGGAGCAACUGCGUCUGCUGAGCGAUUCCCCACUCAACGAGCGCGUGGCCACGUGGCACUGCUAUCACUAGCUAAGCUACCCAAUUUUAAGACUAGUUCCA